GUACAAGAGGUUGAAGAAGGACCCUGAUAAAAUCUGACUUCAUCAUGCGAAUUUCGCAGCAUCUACUGGUGUUCAUAUCAGUCCUGUCACUCACCAGGGCACAAACAGCAAUUGUAGCCACAGCGCUGGAAAGCACCAUAGAACCAGCAGAAACUCCCAUCACACUUGCAACCACAUCAGCUGCAGAGCCAUGGAGAGCACCAGAUAUAUUCUAUCCAUUCGGCUUAGCAGCAGGAGACACCGAAAUUGUUGAAACUGGUAGUGAAAGCUACAGUUCUGUUGGUCUUUCAACUCCAUUUCAGUUCUUUGGCCGCACAUACAACCAGAUACAUGUUAAUUAUAAUGGACUCCUUACAUUCAACAUACCUUUACUAGCAUCAGAACCUUACUAUAAUCCAACCAGAGGAAUUGAAGAUUUCAUUGCUGCGCUCUGGAAUGACUUUGACGACUAUGGUUUGUCAUAA
Messenger RNA from Labeo rohita (rohu), 464 nucleotides. Its product is annotated as sushi, nidogen and EGF-like domain-containing protein 1. Lineage: Eukaryota; Metazoa; Chordata; Actinopteri; Cypriniformes; Cyprinidae. Bases 45 to 464 code for a protein of 139 amino acids. The record is from RefSeq and is a predicted model, not a curated record. The transcript has 8 exons.